This is a messenger RNA of Salvelinus sp. IW2-2015, 3010 nucleotides long. It is a transcript of the gene grk1a, whose product is annotated as G protein-coupled receptor kinase 1 a. Gene Ontology annotation, biological process: regulation of signal transduction; signal transduction; protein phosphorylation. NCBI's taxonomy places the organism in Eukaryota, Metazoa, Chordata, Actinopteri, Salmoniformes, Salmonidae. The record is from RefSeq and is a predicted model, not a curated record. Gene Ontology annotation, cellular component: cytoplasm. Gene Ontology annotation, molecular function: ATP binding; rhodopsin kinase activity.
AAGAACAGGUGGUAGUUAACUAGCUUGUUAAUUGUUUACAAUCAAAUUAGGGAAUGUGCUGAAGGCUUGAGGGAGAUAUAACCAUUUUGCUUUCACCUUUCUGAUCCUUCCAUAUCUAUGAAGGCCAGGAGCCAUUCCAAUGUUUCGAGAGGUGUCUAUUUUAGACUGCGCCUUACUCCCUCCCUUCUUUUCUACUGUUCUGCUCCCUUGUGUCUUGUUCUUUAGAUAACAGGUGCUGCUCUGGCCUCCAUGGCACAGUCUGAAUACAUCAGUCACAGCUUGGGCUCUCACUCUCAGCCUGAGGUAUUAGGGAGUUAGUGGAUAAAGGCAUUACUGUCUGAAAGGUGCUGAGCCAGGUGUGUGUGAGAGAUACGGGUAAAGCGCUCGGGUCAGGAGAAGGAUCUUGUGUCCUCUGUCCUGCUGCUGGCACUGCUCUCCUUUUCUUUCUCUGCCGCUGUUCAUUUUCCUCUUAGCAUUCCUCUCUAAUCCUCCCUUUUUACUGUUUCACUCCCUCUUUCUCCUCUACCACCUUUUACUCACACUUCAACAUAUUUUUCGUAAUCUCUUUUCUCACCCUAUCUCUCCUUGCCCCCCCGCUCUCCUUCACCAUGCUCUCCCUCUGAGUGUCCUCGCUGUCGGCGACAGCCUCUCUCCCUCCGUUGCCAUGGAUUUGGGCAGCCUGACCACGGUGGUUGCCAACUCGGCCUACAUAAGCGCCCGCGGCAGCUUCGAUGGCUCCAACCCGGCAGCCUCGCGUGACAAGAAGUACCACGCCCGCCUCAAGCUGCCCCACAUCACCGUGUGUGAGGGCCUCCAAGAAACCCUGGACCUAACCUUUCAGUCAGUCUGCGUGGAGCAGCCCAUCGGCAAACGUCUGUUCCGCGAGUUCCUGGAGACGGUGCCCGAAUACCACGGUCCUUGCCACUUGUGGCGGGACAUCGAAGAGUACGACUUAGCCGAAGACACAGACCGGGCCCAGAAGGCAUCUAGGAUCGUCCAGCGUUACCUGGAAUCCUCUGCUAAGCUCUACUGCCCCUUCCUGACCCCGGAGACCGUGACCCAGGUGAAGGAGGCACAGCAGGGGGCUGGGGACACACUCUUUUCCCAGACACUGGUCUCGGUGCUUGGCUACCUCCAGGAAGUUCCCUACACCUUCUUCCUGGAGAGCAUGUACCUGAAGAGGUUCCUGCAGUGGAAGUGGCUGGAGAUGCAGCCCAUGGACCAAGACUGGUUCCAGGACUUCCGUGUGCUAGGGAAGGGGGGGUUCGGAGAGGUGUCUGCCUGCCAGAUGAAGGCCACGGGGAAACUGUACGCCUGCAAGAAGCUCAACAAGAAGAGGCUGAAGAAGAGGAAAGGCUAUGAGGGGGCGAUGGUGGAGAAGAGGAUUCUUGCCAGGGUUCAUAGUCGCUUCAUCGUGUCACUGGCCUACGCUUUCCAGACCAAGGAUGAGCUUUGCCUGGUUAUGACCAUCAUGAAUGGAGGAGACCUGAAGUACCACAUCUAUCUGGUGGAUGAGAACAACCCAGGGUUUGAGGAGCCCAGAGCCUGUUUCUACGCAGCUCAGAUCAUCCAGGGCAUGGAGCACCUCCACCAGAAGAGAAUCAUCUACAGAGACCUCAAACCUGAGAARGUGCUGCUGGACAAUGAAGGUAACGUGCGUAUCUCUGACCUGGGUCUGGCAGUGGAGCUGAAGGAGAACCAGACAAAGAUCAAAGGCUAUGCCGGAACUCCAGGGUUUAUGGCCCCGGAGCUCCUGAAGGGGGAGAAGUAUGACACCUCAGUGGACUAUUUCACCCUAGGGGUCACACUGUUUGAGUUUAUGGCCGCCAAGAACCCCUUCAGGGAACGUGGAGAGAAGGUUGAGAAGGAGGCACUAAAGGAGCGCAUCAUGACCGGGACUGUGGUCUACCCAGAGACAUUCAGUGAGAACGCCAAGUCCAUCUGCUCUGCGCUGCUGGAGAAACAGGUGGACAAGAGACUAGGUUUCAAGGACGGGACCUGUGACGAYAUCAGAACACACCCCUUCUUCAGCGCCAUCCACUGGACGAGACUGGAUGCAGGCAUCCUGCCCCCUCCGUUUGUCCCUGACUCCAAGGUGGUCUACGCCAAGGACCUGGAUGACGUGGGGGAGUUCUCCUCGGUGAAGGGGGUGGGGCUGGACGACCCCGACCGCGUGUUCUUUGACGAGUUCUCCUCUGGGAACAUUGCCAUCCCCUGGCAGGAGGAGAUGAUUGAGACGGGGAUCUAUGGUGAGCUCAACGUGUGGGGACCCGCAGGCACCAUACCCAACGACCUGCGCAGGGAGUCCAUCUUGGAACAGCCCAAGUCAUCCACCUGCUGCUUGGCGUGAUUGUCUCUUUGGAAACGGAGGACGAAGAAGGGAGCUCAGACGUUCCGGAUCAGACCAACCGUAGCUCUUUGAGGUGAUGUUGUGUUUAGUACACGCGGAAGCGCUGCCAACUGAAUAUUUUUUUUGAACGCUUUACGUUUAGAGUAGAACAAUGAGAGAAACUGUAAAAAAAAUAAAAUACAUACACCUCAAAGGGCAUUGAUGGGAAAAUGCGUCGCCAUCGUGACAACAACACCUGGACCCAGACAAACACUCAAGACAGUCCAGAACAGCAAAUCAGGUUCUACACAAUAACGUUGCCAUGGAGAUGGAACUCCUGAGUGGCACGGCGUUCUGACUGCUCAUUGGUUGAGAUUGAGAGACUGUUCCGCUGCUCUUAGAGUGAAACUGUUAGAUGGACUUUGGACCUUUGUWCUUCAUUUGGGCCCAGCUAUAGAUAUUCUGUAUUCUCAAAGCAUUCUGACAGAUCAUUUAGCAUCAUCAAGAUGCUUUCUGAUUCUGCUCACUAUAACACUAGUGAAAUGUGCUAAGAAACAUGAAAUCUUGCAGUUCUCUAAAUAUGUCAAUAUACACUGAGUCUAUCAAACAUCAGGAACACCUUCCCAAUAUUGAGUUGCACKCCACCCCUUGCCCUCAGAACAGCCCCAAUUGAUCAGGCAU